AUGGAGCAAAAUAAGAAGAGCCAGCAGCAGAAGCACGGAACCAAACGUAAACUCGAAAAUAAACUCGAAAAUAAACUCGAAAAUGGCGCCGAAGUCAAUUCCGAGCCUCCUUCCAAGCGCACCGCCGCACCCACUGCUGCAGCGCGACACGAACACACCGAAGUUGAUGAAACAAUCGCCAUGAUGGAUCCUGCAUUACUGGCAGACCAUUUUGCGAAAUACGUCCGAAAGAGCUAUCCGGACAGCAGUUCCAUCGAGCUGGAAGACCAAUUCCUACCGUCCAAAGCGUUCCUCAAUACCACAGACUUCGACAAGCCUCAUGCAGCGGCAAAUCUACCGCAGUUCCUCGAGAGAUUCUCGGACGGGGGCAAAGCCAGACUGUCUUCUUGCGAUGACACAGCCUCGCCUCAUACCCUGGUAGUCACCUCAUCGGGAAUCCGUACAGCGGACCUCACACGAGACUUGCGCAUUUUCAACAGCGAGAAUUCAAAGGUCGCCAAGUUGAUUGCAAAACAUAUGAAGCUGAAAGAUAAUGUGGAAUAUAUGCAGAAAACGAAAGUUGGAAUUGCUAUCGGAACACCGGCGAGACUGAAAGACCUGAUCAACGCAGACGCUCUCAAGCCCAAAGGCAUACGGAGGAUUGUGGUGGAUGGAUCGUACCGCGACCAGAAAAAGAGAACAAUAUUUGAGAUGGACGAACUAUUUCGGCCUCUGAUGGCACUGCUGAACAUGGAUGAGAUCCGUCAACGGUAUGGGUCUGAGAACAAAAUCGACAUACUGGUCUUCUAA
Molecule: messenger RNA, 789 nt
Organism: Capronia coronata CBS 617.96
Lineage: Eukaryota; Fungi; Ascomycota; Eurotiomycetes; Chaetothyriales; Herpotrichiellaceae
Exons: 1
Coding region: 1-789 (262 amino acids)
Cellular component (GO): 90S preribosome; nucleus
Source: RefSeq, a predicted model, not a curated record